This is a messenger RNA of Mangifera indica (mango), 904 nucleotides long. RefSeq names its product proteasome subunit beta type-2-A. The record is from RefSeq and is a predicted model, not a curated record. Lineage: Eukaryota; Viridiplantae; Streptophyta; Magnoliopsida; Sapindales; Anacardiaceae. Gene Ontology annotation, cellular component: nucleus; proteasome core complex, beta-subunit complex; cytosol. The coding region runs from base 102 to 710 and encodes 202 amino acids. Gene Ontology annotation, molecular function: peptidase activity. Gene Ontology annotation, biological process: proteasomal protein catabolic process. The transcript has 3 exons.
CUCUCUUGUUCCUCAAGAAGCCCGUACUCGAACAGAACACAGAAACAGAUCGACAAUACUACUACCACAACAACCGCCACCGCCACCAGAUCCACCGAAACAUGGAGUGCGUGUUCGGUUUAGUCGGCAACGGUUUCUCAAUUUUAGUGGCUGAUACGUCGGCCGUUCACAGUAUACUUGUUCACAAAUCUAACGAAGACAAGAUCAUGGUCCUCGACUCUCACAAACUCAUCGCUGCAAGCGGUGAACCUGGUGACAGAGUGCAGUUUACGGAGUUUAUACAGAAAAAUGUGGCUUUGUACCAAUUUCGUAACGGAAUUCCGUUGACGACUGCAGCAGCGGCCAACUUUACGCGAGGAGAGCUCGCUACUGCUUUGAGAAAGAACCCAUACAUGGUCAACAUCCUUUUAGCUGGCUAUGAUAAGGAGACAGGCCCAUCUCUAUACUACAUCGACUACAUUGCUAGUCUUCACAAGGUUGAUAAGGGUGCAUUUGGUUAUGGCUCCUACUUUUCACUCUCCAUGAUGGACAGACACUACCACAGCGGUAUGUCAGUGGAAGAAGCGAUUGAUUUGGUUGAUAAGUGCAUAAUGGAGAUCCGGUCCAGGCUGGUUGUGGCACCCCCAAACUUCGUGAUUAAGAUAGUUGACAAAGAUGGAGCAAGGGAGUAUGCCUGGCGUGAAUCUGUCAAAGAAACCACUGCUUCGUAAGCGCGACGGCUUUAUACUUGAACUGCUUCGCGUUCUUGCUUGAACUGUCAAUAUUAAGAUUAGUUAAUGUUAUGGAAAUUUAAUUCAACUUCUGAAGUGGAAUUCUCGAACUGAAAAAUGAAGUUUUAUUUCACAGUGUCUUGAUUGACGCCGCUUUUCUAUCAAUUAAUAUUAGCUCUUGUGUUCAUCCUAAA